Molecule: messenger RNA, 1272 nt
Organism: Symbiodinium natans
Lineage: Eukaryota; Dinophyceae; Suessiales; Symbiodiniaceae
Source: the annotation of a GenBank genome assembly
AUGCUGACAGGCGCUUCCUUCGCACCCUCAGCUCCCUCCACGCAGCGCAGUCGCCUGAGCGCCUCGAGGUUUUUUAAAGCUGGGAAGCAGACCAGUAAAGGCAGCCUCGAAGUAAAGGCGAACGCCGAGCCCGGCUGGUGCAGCCAAGCGCAACUCCUUCCUGGCAUCUCAGCAGCUGUGGCCCAAUCCACCUCCGUGGGCUCCCGCGAGUCCAGCCUGGCCACCCCCUCCCUCUCCGAGACGGACCUCUCCUCCUCGGUGUGCAGCGGCCUGGCCGUGAUGAGCUCAGGGCUUUGGGGCUUUCCGGGCACUACGAACCAGGCGGCGUUCCGCAAGCACAAGCGCGCCGCGGCGGUGAAUCGGCCCCCGAAGCGGCGACCGGACUUCUACUCCGGAUCCGGAGUGCGAGACAGCCUGAGCCCGGAGAACUGGCAGUUGGACCCGACUACCAGCUACCAGAAGCAUUUCGGGAUACCCAAGCCCGCCAUGGAGGAUGCGGCGGUCCUGGCCAACAAGUGCACGGGAGUGUUCAAGGCCGGUCAGCAGUCCAGCAUGCAGCGCUACGCGCAUGCGUCCGACGCGGCCCAACGCCGGGAGUUCGCUUUGGCAGUGCGGUCGCUGGAGUCCUUGCGAACGGCACAGCGAAAGCAGAGUAGGUCACACCUGGACUUCGACCGCAAGGAGAAUGAGCGCCUCUGGAAGCCGCCACUGCAGCGGCCGGUGGUGGAUGCAGCCCGAGCUCAGAGAUCGCAAGUUCCUCUGGGCGUCGUGUGUCAGAGGGAGGCGCCUACGCUGCCCACACCAGCUCCUGCCGCAGACAAGAUCGCUGAAGACGUGCCUCAGAGCCCUUUGGUCUCCGAAUUGGGAUCCUUGCCUCUGACGGCCCUGUCCUACGCGGAGUCGGUGGAUGCAAGCUCCUUGCCGGCCUCUUCCCGCAGGCCCGAGUCCGCCAAAGGGAGCCUGCAAACCUCCAAGAAGGCCUCGGGCGGGAGCUCGGCAAGGUCCUCCAAGGCCUCCAGGCCCUCCCGGCCUCUCUCCGCCGCGCUUGCGCGCCCAGCCCACUCAUCUUCUUCUCAGGGCUCCGGGCCUGAUAUGGGGCGGCGGGUGGCAUCCCAGGAGAAGGAGAACCAUCCGGAACUUGUGCCCCCGGACCCUGACCUGGGCUCCGAGCAUCCGGGGCCCAAGAAUGAACUUGCAAAGCGCUUCGAGACCAUCUUCAGGCCCAUCCGCACCAACGUCAAACGCGUCGGGUGCCUCGCCUGGAUGGAGUGA